This is a messenger RNA of Arachis ipaensis, 2935 nucleotides long. Its product is annotated as Pentatricopeptide repeat (PPR) superfamily protein. Gene Ontology annotation, molecular function: RNA binding; protein binding; zinc ion binding. NCBI's taxonomy places the organism in Eukaryota, Viridiplantae, Streptophyta, Magnoliopsida, Fabales, Fabaceae. The record is from RefSeq and is a predicted model, not a curated record. Gene Ontology annotation, biological process: RNA modification.
UCGGCGCUGAACUCGUCUUCUCUGUCCUCUUCGUGAAGCCUCUGUCUUCGAGCCCUCUCUCUUUUCCUCUCUCUGUGUCCGAGCUCACUUCCCUUCCUUCCUCGCCGUCACUUCCCUUCCUCUCUCGCCGCUGAUGGCGAGAUAUUGAUAAUACAAAGUAACGCACAGAGGAAUCAAUGCAGUUAUAAAGGUGAAAAUCUGUUCUUCACUUAAUGCUUUUGGUCUAUAAGCUUGCUACAGACAGUAGAAAUUCAAUUAUUGGAACAAUUUUAUCAACAAUAGGGGUAUGUUGAGGAAUUUGCUAAAAGGGAAUGUUUGGGGGGGUACAUUUGAAAUUAUUUAUGGGUGGGUCAUUGAAUGAAUCCUGACCCUUAGUAGUUUGAGUUGUUUCUUUUCUUCCCCUAAUGACAUGAAAGCAUGUACCAAGAAAAUCUCAUGCCGAAGCUUUGCCAAAUUGACACAUCCAAAACCGCACCUUCAUGUCCGAACCCCCAUAGACGCUUCCAUCAUCAAGACAGGCUUCAUGCCCCAAACAUGCCGUUUCAAUUUCCUGAUCAGGGCCUGUGUUCAACGUGGCGAAUUGCGCCGUGCUCGGAAACUGUUCGACGGAAUGCCUCACAGAAACACUUUCUCUGCUAACAUGAUGAUCAUGGGUUACAUACAAUCUGGCGAUCUUGCCACUGCAACUAACUUGUUUGAUGGCAUGGAUGAUCGCAAUGCUGUUUCCUGGACAAUGCUGAUUGGCGGCUAUGCUCAGAACAAUAGGUUUCGUGAAGCCUUUGGUCUUUUUGUUGAGAUGUGUAGGCAUGGAGUUGAACCAGAUUAUGUUACAUUUUCCACUCUCUUAUCUGGGUUCACUGAGUUCGAUUCUGUCAAUGAAGUAACCCAGGUUCAUGCCUAUGUCGUUAAGUUGGGGCAUAAUUCGGCCAUGGUAGUUUCCAACUCAUUGCUUGAUUCUUACUGUAAAACCCGCAGCCUCGGGUUAGCUUGUCAGCUGUUUGAGCACAUGCCUAUGAAGGAUUCUGUCACUUACAAUGCAUUAAUGGCAGGGUAUUCAAAAGAGGGGUUGAAUCAUGAGGCCUUAAACCUGUUCUUCAGGAUGCAGGAUUUGGAGUUUAAGCCUACAGAAUUUACUUUUGCUACAGUUUUGUGUUGUGGGAUACAGUUGGAUGAUAUAGAAUUUGGGCAACAAGUUCACAGUCUUCUGCUGAAGACUAAUUUUGUGUGGAAUGUGUUCGUGGCAAAUGCUUUGCUUGAUUUCUACUCGAAGCAUGACCGGGUUGCUGAAGCACAGAAACUUUUUAAUGAGAUGCCAGAGUUGGAUGGCAUCUCUUACAAUGUACUUAUCACAUGUUAUGUGUGGAACGGAAGAUUCAAAGAAUCUAUUGAACUAUUCAGGGAGUUACACCUCACUAGAUUUAACAGAAGGCAAUUCCCAUAUGCUACGUUGCUGAGCAUGGCUGCAAAUGCAUUGAACCUGGAAAUGGGUAGGCAAAUUCAUUCCCAGGCUAUUGUAACAGCUGCCAUUUCAGACAAUAUGAUUGGGAAUUCUUUGGUUGACAUGUAUGCUAAAUGUGACAGAUUUGGGGAAGCAAAUAGGAUUUUUGCAAAUUUGGCUCUUCAAAGUUCAGUUCCAUGGACAGCCCUGAUCUCGGGUAAUGUUCAGAAGGGACACCCUGAAGAAGGUAUAAAGCUAUUCAUUGAGAUGCAAAGAGCUGAAAAGACUGCAGAUGCAGCUACCUAUGCCAGCAUCCUAAAAGCCUGUGCAAAUUUAGCCUCACAGGCUCUGGGAAAGCAGUUACACUCACACAUAAUUAGAUCAGGAUGCCUUUCAAAUGUAUUUUCUGGGAGUGCACUGCUUGACAUGUAUGCGAAAUGUGGAUCCAUCGAAAAUGCACUUCAAAUGUUUCAAGAGAUGCCAGUUAGGAAUUCAGUCUCCUGGAAUGCACUGAUUUCAGCUUAUGCACAAAAUGGAGAUGGUGAAAAUACUCUUAGGUCAUUUGAACAAAUGGUUCAUUCAGGUCUGAAACCAAAUGCUGUUAGUUUCCUUAGUGUGCUGUGUGCAUGCAGCCAUUGUGGUCUAGUUGAAGAAGGAUUGCAAUACUUCAACUCCAUGACUCAAAUAUAUGAAGUUACUCCUAAACGAGAGCAUUAUACUUCAAUGGUCGAUAUGCUGUGUCGGAGUGGGAGAUUCGAGGAGGCAGUGAAAAUGAUGGCUCAGAUGCCUUUUGAACCUGAUGAAAUAAUGUGGUCAUCAGUUCUAAACUCCUGCAGAAUCCAUAAAAAUCAAGAGUUGGCAAAGAAAGCAGCAGACCAAUUAUUUAGCAUGAAGGAGCUCAGAGAUGCUGCUCCAUAUGUUAGCAUGGCCAAUAUAUAUGCAGAAAUUGGUGAAUGGGAAAAUGUAGGGAAGGUGAAGACGGCCAUGAGAAGCCGAGGAAUUAGAAAAGUGCCGGCUUACAGUUGGGUCGAAAUCAAACACAAAACUCAUGUUUUUUCAGCAAAUAACAAGUCUCACCCACAGAUGAAAGAGAUCACAAGGAAGCUUGAUGAUCUGGAGAAGCAAAUGGAGAAAGAAGGGUACAAGCCUGACUUAAGCUGUGCCCUUCACAAUGAGGAUAACGAACUGAAGGCAGAAUCCCUUAAAUAUCACAGUGAACGCAUUGCCAUUGCAUAUGCACUGAUCAGCACCUCAGAAGGGUCACCGAUUGUAGUAAUGAAGAAUAUAAGAGCUUGUACAAAUUGCCAUGCUGCAAUCAAGGCAAUAUCCAAGAUAGUUGGUAGGGAAAUCACAGUGAGAGAUUCAAGUAGGUUCCAUCAUUUCAGAGAUGGAAUCUGCUCCUGUAGGGACUACUGGUAGUGUUUUCAGGAACACAUGAUGAACAUGCCUGUAUUUUCUUUAUCCGGGCUUCUGAGUUCUCAGAUUGAGCUUUCUUUU